GAAUAAAUCAACAAAUAUUGAUGCCAAAUACUUUUAUAAGUGACAUGGAUAUUGAAGUUUUUAGUUAAAAUAACAUUAAUAGAAUAAAAAUCUUAAAUCAAUAAUUAAUUGGUUGAAUAACAUAUUGAUCUUAUGAAGUUUUUAUUAGAUAAUCAUGUUUUUCUAUUGAUUAUUCAUUCCAAAUAUAGAGAAAUAAUGAAACGACAAAAAUUCGUAUUGUCAUUAUGUGAUGAACAUUUAAUAGAAAUUGAUUCAAAUUCAAAAUGUAUUAAAUCAAAUGAAUCCAUUGGAAAUCAUAAUCAUUCUAUUCUAUCACAACAAUUAACCUUAUUACAUCAUAAUCAAUUAUCGAAUUCAUUGAAUAAUGAUAAUAAUAGUUUACCAAUUAAAUUAUCCAAUAAUUUAGAUCUAAAUCAAUCCAAUGAAAAACACCACCAUCACCAUCAUCACCACUACCAACAACAACAACAACAACAACAACCAUCAUUACCAUUUACUGUAUGGUUCAUCAAAGUUGCAAAGAAGUUUCUUCAUUGGAAAAAUACUUUCAUUCAUAUUAAUCUAUUAAAACAAUCUAAUUAUUCACAUAUUAUAAAUGAUAACCCUAUUGAAGACUAUCAGAAUACAAUCAAUUUGAAUAGAAUUGAAAAUGAUAAUUUAAACAAAAUAACAAUUCAGAAAAGGCUAAAUGAUAAAGGAACUUUUGGAUUAAAUAUACAACAUAUUAAACAAAAAGCUAAUAGUUUAAAAGAACAAGGUAGAAAAGCUAAAGUCUGUCAUGGUUAUCCUAUUUGGACGGAUACUAAAAGUGUUAUACAACCAUUUUCAAACAGAAUAUCAUCAAAUUCCACUACUCAUCAUUUAUCACCGUAUAGACAAUGUGAUUCGCAGAGUGAUUUAUUUGAUCCAAUCUAUUCAGCAAUUCAAUAUCCUUUGAAAGAUACAUUACAAUCAACACAUUCAUCAUUAUGGGAUCAUUCAUCAAUGUCAGUUCAUCAACCAUAUGCGAAAGAUCGUCUUCUAGUUAGAAAUAUUUGGACAAGUCAGGAUUCAGUUGUCUCCGAUGCACAUGUCUAUUGUGAGUUAAUUGAAUUGAAAUCCAAUAAAACUCACUAUCCAACUAACAAGAAAUUGGAUUCUAGACCAUUUUAUAAAGAUUAUUCUUCUUGUAGUUUACGUUCAUAUGAAAAUCAAUGUUUUCAAGAUGUUAUCUCAGAUAAAUGUUCAAAUGAACAACCGCCGAAAUUACCACAUCGAAAUUAUGGAGAAAGUACUUUGAAUAUGGUUGCUAAUUUACGUUUAUGGGCAGCAAGAAAUAAACAAAAAUUUUUUAAAAAUUUACACAAAAUCAAUAAAUUACAUAAACAUGUUUAUUCUAUGUCAGAUAUGACAUGGAGAUUAAAUAAGAAACGAAAUAUUUAUGAUUUAUCUUUAUAUAAAACAAAAAAUUAUACAGAACAAUCAUCAUUAAGAACAUCAUAUCGGUAUCAUAAACACAAAAAUUUGUGGAGUAGAAAUUCUGUAGAAAAACCUAAAGAUUACGAUGAAUUAACUAACCGAAAUACAAGAUCAACUUUUUCUGAAACUGAUAUCGUUUCACUGGAGAAUCUUAAUUCACUUAAUAUUUGGGGUUCACAACAACGGAAGGAUCCGAUAAUUUCAGCAAAUAUACAAUUAACAAAACAGUCGACCAACUUCAAUGAUAGAUGCAGUAAUCUUAGACAUAUCGAUAGUGAAUUUGAUAUUACAGAAUUAUCCCCCAUUUAUAGAAGAAACAAAUCUCCAAGAAGUAAACAAUUAAAAAUGAAUCAUUCAUUAUAUCCAUAUUUGACAUCAACAUCAUUCACACCAUUAUAUCAUAUUUACAUUCCAAAUCAACGUAGACAGUCUGAAGAGAAUUUCCAUUCAUAUACAAGUGAUGUUCGUUUGCAAUGUAAUAAAGUGAAUGAUCAAAAUAAUACAAUUCAUUCUUAUCUAUCUAAUCUAAUGUUAUCUGAAGAAAUUCCCUGUUGCACUUCUUCUCCUCCUCCUACUUCUUAUUUAUGUAUGCCACCAUUAAUGGAACGUUCUAUGGAAGAUGAUGAAUAUCAUUUAUGCAAAUGAUUUUGUAAAUGAUUAUAAACAAUUCAUUCCUUAUAUGCACCGUUCAUAAAUCAACAAGAUGUUCACCUAAGAAGAAUUAAAGGUUCCCGGCUGAUGUAUUUCAUUGCUGUAAUACAUGUCAUGAAUAUACUACCUAAAUAGUUUUUAAGCUAGAAAACUUGAAACAUUCUUACAUUACGAUCUAUAUCAAUCUAAUAAUGUCUGUCAACCAACUGAUUGGCACAACUUCUGUAACUAUUGUCUUUAAAGUAUAUCAAUAUUAUUAUUGAAUAGUUUCUUUUAAGAAGCAAAUAUAUUGAUU
This is a messenger RNA of Schistosoma mattheei, 2404 nucleotides long. The record is from the annotation of a GenBank genome assembly. NCBI's taxonomy places the organism in Eukaryota, Metazoa, Platyhelminthes, Trematoda, Strigeidida, Schistosomatidae.